CACUCAAUAUUCACAACUAGAAGGAAAAGCAAGACUCUCCUGACUCUCUGGACUUCAAGGAUAUCAUUAUGUUGUAUUGGAUGAAUUUAAACUAGACAAGACUUCUUUCUAAAACACUUCGAGAAAGUGAGUUUGCCUGAGGGGAGAGGAACACAAGAGAGGAGAGACAAUUGAACAUCACCAUUGGCCGAGACCUGAAAAAAUGGUGCUGGAAGAACAAAGGAUUAGAACUUAAUUGUAAAAGGGAAGGGAACUCCUGACAGGCAAUUUGCUUAAUUUUCACAUUCAUCAUGGCACAAAUCCUCUGGCUGGCUGGUUGAUGGGACUGUCCAACACUUCUGCUUAACUUCAGUGCAGAUCCCUUCUGCUUACACAUCGAAAGACCUGGGAACAGGUGGGAACUGGAUGGUGCCAAAUACAGGAAUGGAAAGAGAAAUGGACUCUGACGGGUUAAGAUGGAAGUGACUUGACAGCAACAAGCUCAGCAGUUGUCUCCAGUAAGGACAGGUUGAGACGGGAAUCUCAAGCUUCCCUGGAAGAGCAGUAUGCAGGAAGCUGGUUUUCAGGCCACAAAUGCUUUCACAGAGUGCAAAUUCACCUGCGCCAGUGGUAAAUGCUUGUAUCUUGGUUCACUAAUUUGUAACCAACAGAAUGACUGUGGGGAUAACAGUGAUGAAGAGAACUGCCUGCUUGUAACAGAGCAUCCACCUCCAGGCAUCUUUAGCUCUGAACUGGAGUUUGUUCAAAUCAUCAUUAUAAUCGUGGUUAUAACUGUUAUGGUGGUAGUGAUCAUCUGCCUGUUGAACCAUUACAAACUCUCGACACGCUCCUUCAUCAACCGGCAGAGCCAAAGCAGGCGGCAGGAGGAAACUCUGCAGACGAUCAUGUACGCCCCGAGGUCCAGGGACAGGUUCACCACCCCGUCCUUCAUGCAGCGGGACCGUUUCAGCCGCUUCCAGCCCACGUACCCGUACAUGCAGCACGAGAUCGACCUCCCUCCCACCAUCUCGCUCUCGGACGGCGAGGAGCCGCCGCCCUACCAGGGCCCGUGCACGCUGCAGCUCCGGGACCCCGAGCAGCAGAUGGAGCUCAACCGGGAAUCCGUCAGGGCGCCGCCCAACCGAACCAUUUUUGAUAGCGACUUGAUAGACGUCUCCAUGUACAAUGGGGGUCCCUGCCCACCCAGCAGCAAUUCGGGCAUAAGUGCAACCAACUAUAGCAGUAAUGGAAGGAUGGAAGGACCACCCCCGACGUACAGCGAGGUCAUGGGGCAUUACCCGGGCUCCUCUUUUUUCCAUCACCAGCACAGCAACAUGCCUCCUUCCUCGCAGAGGGGGAGCAGACUUCAGUUUCAGCAGAACAAUUCAGAGAGCACAAUAGUCCCCAGCAAAGGCCAGGAGCGGAAAGCAGGAAACCUGGUCUAGGUUACCCCAGGAGUGUUGGGACUGAAGACGGGAGAUGCCAGCAGGGCGUGGAGGAAGAGCCCGUGCUCCGGUGCACAGUGUUGUUACGUUUCACGUGGUACAACUGAGUAAAACCAAACGUGCAAACCCGUUCCUUGUUUCUGAUUCCUUUCAGGGGAAUUGCAUGCAAAGCAGAUUGAAAGAAAUACAAACUUCCAUUCAGUUUGUCUACGAGCAGUGUUUUAGGGGAGGGGGGGGAUAUAUUAUUUUUUUUUAAUAAACUAUUUCAAUUAUUUAAUUCUAAAAGUUAACUUAGCACAGAAAUGAGGCUUGUACAGCCUGUUUUAUACUCACUGAAUGGCAGAAGGAAGAAGGUGGUUUUGCUAGAUAAAUGGGGGAAGAAUUGGCCAGUUUGCUUUUUUUUUUCUCCCAGUGUGUGAAUUUUUUUUAAAUAUGAAACAAAAUUCCUGUUCUGUGUGCCAAGGUAUAAAGUUGAGAACUUAGAUGAAUGCAAGGAAUUAAUUUGUGUUGUGAUAAAUGUGUUUUAAAAAGUUGCACUAUCUUGCUGUUUUAAAAAAAAUAUAUAUGAGGGAACUGUUUUAUGUGAAGUUCUUCUAUAUGUUGUUGUUUCACCUGUGGAAUAAUGAUAGAGCCCUAGAAGUAAUCUGGAGGAGUUUGCCCCCUCCCCCUGGGUUUGCUAGAAGGUGGGGACAGGACUUAGCCUAACAUGUCUUGACUUUUACAAUUCAAAAAAUACAGGGACACUUGUCUUUGCAAUAAUUUGCAUUCAAAUAACAGUGUAUCAAUGAAGUGUCUUGGAGACUUUUGGAUAGAAGAAGGCAAAUAUGAAAUCCCAGCAUUUUCCAUCACUUUAAGGUUUAGCUAUUUUGCGGUGUAGACGAUUUCUUUCGUAAAUGGCAAAGCUAAAAUUCCCAGAUGAGUUGAUGUGUAUUGAUUCUAAGUGCUGCCAUUCUUUUCCUUUUCAUAAUGCAGUAUCACCAGUACUUACCAUUCUAGAGAUUUUUGUCCUCACUGUAGCCUGAAAUGUAUUUAGUCACAUAUCAUGACGUUAUGCAAUAAAUCGUUUGAAAGCGCAGGGUGGGAUUUGUUUGCCCCUGCAGUGCUGUUCAAGUUCGUGAGACUGUUGUGGUUUUCGCUCUCCAUUUCAUCCUUUCAGAUGCUGAGGUUCAGUCCUGCAGGUCCAUCCUGUUAAGUGAAGGGGCCCUUGUGGCCAAACCCCCGUGGUGUUUCUGCAGCAGUACCGAGAGCACUGGUGGCAGUGGUGCUGGCUCCUGCCAUGUCCCUGGAGGGAUGUGGGAGCGCCAGGAAUUCUCCCUGCUAACCAAUUUGCUCUGGGCCCUGUUGUGGAAACCCUUCUGGGUGCACGAUGUCUGCCUGACACCAGCAGGACUGUGCUCAUGGGUAAAGGUGACUCACGUGUUAACCAAGUGUCUGUAAGCCGUGAUUUUUGCUAUACUGGCCUGGAGAGUAGUUGGGAAGUGUUCCCUGCCUGUGUCGUGGCACGUGGGGUGUUUCUUCACUGGCUGUUUCCCUGUGGAAGCACACACGGCGCUGGAACUCAGUUGGCAAAGGGUGAUAGUGGCAUCACAAGCACAUGAAAAAGCACAAAUUGCACUUAAAAUGCAUUUUGGAAAUGGACUUAAAAGUAAGAAUCUUUAGUCUUAGCUUGAAUAGUUUCUAAUAUAUAGGUGUAUGAGUGCGUCAUAGACCUUUUCACUAUAAGACCUUUCACUUUUUUCUAUUUUCCUGAGCCUUGUGCUUGGUUGCAGGCAGCAGCCACUGAGUGCCCCAAGGGCACUGAUGCCCUGGUCCCAUGGCUGGAGGCUGGAUUUCUGCAGGACUUCUGUACACGGGGGGCUCUGAUAACUGAAGUGCAUCUUUGAUCUAUGCAGAGUUUUAAUGCCAAAACUGUGUGUGUGCGUGUGUCUGCGUGCGUGUGUGUCCUUUGAGCCUCAGUGUAGAUUUGUUUUCUUCAUAAGAUAAUUUGAUUUUAUUCUAGUUCAGAAAACAUUUGUAUAACUGUUAGUCUGAAUACGCAGCCCCAUUUGUCUCUGUAAUUGUUAUUUUGGUCUGAGUCAUGCUGGUAAUGCAGAGUAAAGCUGCGUUUUGUCGUAUGUAUUAAUUCAAGGGAGAGAUAGAGAUUGUAUGGUGGGAUUCACUUAUUGUUUUUUCCUCUCAGACCCACAGGACAGGUGUAUAGAAGAUGACUAGGUGGCUUUCGGUCAGCUGGGGCUCUUGUCACUGUCUUGUUCCUGGGAGUAAAAGCUGUGAAGUUAGAUUUUUGCAGAUAACCUAUGAACAUAAUCCAUAGUUAAAAUCCACAAACAAACAAAACCCAACCAGAGGACAAAGCCAGCAAAUGCUGGUUUUGUCUUCAUUGACUUUUGUCACUUGAGGAGUGAGCCUUUAAGCCAGAGAAUGUGUGUGCCUACACAGAUACUGUGCUGUUGCCUAAAUGAGGAUUGUUUAGCCGAGAAGCCUUCAGGUGAGAACAGCUGGAACUCAGUUGUCAUGGCAGAGCACACCUGGACUGGGCCCUGGGCUUGGGCUGAUUGAAGACCAACUUUCCCCAUGUGCAGAUCUCAGCAAAGUGAGCCUUGCCUUCAAAGUCACCUCUUGGGAACGUACUUUCUUUAAAAACAGCCAUUUGCCAUCUUCUGCCCUCUCUGCAUGCCAGUGGAUUUAUGCACUUCCCAUUAACAUUGUCCAAUAUGCUGUCUCUUAAUUUUUCUUGGCUGAGAAAAUUUUUCUGCAUGGAAAAUGUAACCUUUUCCAGAAAAGAUUUGUUUAAAAAUAACUUGGUAUUUGCUCACCUAAUAGUUGUAUCUCCCCUUGCAUCUUUGUCUUCUCAUCCUAGAAUCAAAGAACAGGCUGAAUUGGUAGGGACCCAUCAGGGUCAUUGAGUCCAGCUCCCUGUCCUACAUAGGACCAUCCCCAAGAGUCACACCCUGUGCCUGAGAGCCU
Molecule: messenger RNA, 4388 nt
Organism: Ficedula albicollis (Collared flycatcher)
Lineage: Eukaryota; Metazoa; Chordata; Aves; Passeriformes; Muscicapidae
Gene: LDLRAD4
Product: low density lipoprotein receptor class A domain containing 4
Exons: 5
Coding region: 546-1424 (292 amino acids)
Biological process (GO): negative regulation of transforming growth factor beta receptor signaling pathway
Cellular component (GO): early endosome membrane; Golgi membrane
Molecular function (GO): R-SMAD binding
Source: RefSeq, a predicted model, not a curated record